Durusdinium trenchii is the source of this 709-nucleotide messenger RNA. The record is from the annotation of a GenBank genome assembly. NCBI's taxonomy places the organism in Eukaryota, Dinophyceae, Suessiales, Symbiodiniaceae.
AUGGUGCUCAAGAUGGCGGAUCUCGACUCUGGUCUGGGAGACCGUGACGUGAAGCAAGCGUUUUCGCAGCUCGCCCAGGCCAACGGUAUGGCCGAUGAAGAUGACCCACGACCGGAAGAGGAGGUGAAGGGCGCUGGCAAGCCGCCGGAGCACCCAGUGCUCCUCUGGUUGCACGUGGGAUGCCAUGCUGUGCCAGGGUCGCCAGGCAAGCAGAGCUUGGAUAUGCAAGCUGCGAAUGGAGAGGCUCCACCUGCACCUAUUGAGGAGGGCAGCUUGGUGAAACAUGCUUUGUAUGGCAAUGGAGUGCAGGACCCCUUGAACGACAUGGUGGCAGCACACCACGCACCCAGGAGCCUUUCAGGACUGGCGCGGGAGGAAGAUGAACAUGGCGACGAGAGGGAAUUCACCGAGUGCAUCGCUGCAUGGCAGGAGACUGGAGGUCGCACCUUCCCGGACUUCGGCCGCAUUGCGCGGGUGCCCACUUUGCUUCGGUCUCUCGAAGUCCAGGACAUUCACAUCGGUCUCAGGAUGUUGAGGUACGUGGUGAACUGAAUGCCACUUGUCACUAGUCCAGCUGAUGAAGCUGAGAAAGAUUCGAUGCCUUUGCUUGAGCAACAACUGUCUCUCAGUUUGAGCAGAAACUGCAUUGGCGGACUUGUUGGGCUAUGGGAUAGACCAAACCAGGCAGACUGCCCUGUUCGAAUCCAGG